Pelodiscus sinensis (Chinese soft-shelled turtle) is the source of this 1253-nucleotide messenger RNA. The record is from RefSeq and is a predicted model, not a curated record. Lineage: Eukaryota; Metazoa; Chordata; Testudines; Trionychidae.
GCCUUCUUGCUUCAAAUCCGUUCAAAGACAGGCAAGCUGCCGCUCUUUUUGCUAAGGGCACACCUACUUGAUCAUCUGCCGCUCAUGUGAUCAGCAGCCUCGGGAUUAGAGCCAUCUUCUGUGGAAGCAAGACCGAGCGUUUGCAGCCCUGGGGCUCCUGUUGUGUCCAUUCAUACGAUUUCCCACUCACUAGUGAAGUCUGCACGAGCAAUCACUUGUGGUUUGGCAAGGAUUUGGCAGUAUGAAGCCUGUUAUUGUGGUUCAUGGUGGAGCUGGCAGCAUCUUUAAAGACCGAGAAGAAGGAGCUCGUUCAGGUAUUAUCAGAGCAGCACUGAAAGGUUACAGCAUCCUUAAACAAGGAGGCAGCGCAUUAGAUGCAGUUGAAGAUGCAGUGGUAUCAAUGGAAGAUGAUCCACAUUUUAAUGCAGGCUGUGGAUCUGUUUUAAAUGAAAAGGGUGAAGUAGAAAUGGAUGCCAUUAUCAUGGAUGGAAAAAAUCUAGCCUCAGGAGCAGUAUCUGCAGUUAAAUGUAUAGCUAACCCAAUAAUGCUUGCUCGUCUUGUCAUGGAAAAGACAGAGCAUAUGCUGCUGACUGACCAUGGGGCAAACCUUUUUGCCAAGGCCAUGAAUAUUCCUGAGAUUCCAGGGGAGAAACUUAUAACUGAAAGAUCCUGGGAGAGAUGGAGCAAGAAACUUGAGGCAGAUUCUAACCCUCAGGAGGAUAAAAAAGAAUCUGGAACAGUUGGUGCUGUUGCUAUAGACAAUGAAGGAAAUGUAGCUUGUGCAACAUCAACUGGAGGACUCUCUAAUAAACUGGUUGGCCGAGUCGGUGAUUCAGCAUGCAUAGGAAGUGGAGGCUACGCAGAUAACCAUGUUGGUGCCGUAUCUACCACAGGGCAUGGAGAAAGCAUGAUGAAAGUGGUCCUAGCCCGACUUGUUCUCUAUCACAUGGAACAAGGAAUGACACCGGAGAAAGCUGCUGACACUGCAUUGAAUUACAUGAAAACAAGGGUGGGUGGAUUAGGAGGUGUCAUAGUUGUCAGUAAUUCAGGGGAUUGGACAGCAAGGUUCUCCACCAAACAGAUGUCCUGGGCUACAGUGAAGGAUGAUUGGUUGCAAUAUGGCAUUUACACUGGAGAGAUGCAUACAAGCUCUGUUGCAGAAGCACUUGGAUCCAAGUAAUUCUGGGGAUGAAGAAGAGUAGAGAGUACAGCAGGACAACGAUGGGGAGCAGUGAAAGUGGAUGUUAUCUUUC